GCAAACAAAUCCCAAAAUAAUUUCAUCUGUUCUUCAUGGGCCUUACUGGUCAUCAUCAACAAAUAAGGAGCCAAUCCAUCUCCUUUCAAAUCCUAUUAGAUGAUAAGACUGAAAGUUGCCGAAUGUUGUUUAAAUUUCUGGAACAGGGCUCUGAAGCGGUCAUUUUCUCAUGUUCAGAAGUUAGAAGUGUCCAUGGGAUUAGGAAUUCGUUGGCGAAGAAAGGAUUAGUAAAGGAGUUGUUGAAGAGGGAUGCUAGGGACCUAGGAAGCCAGCUGAUGGUGACAAUUGCUCUCGCAGUGAGGAGAUCCGUGGGGAUAAGGGUGUUUUCCAACGGUUCUAUCGGGGAAAUGGGCAAAACCCUGCUGCUGUGGUAG
Asparagus officinalis (garden asparagus) is the source of this 374-nucleotide messenger RNA. RefSeq lists its product as uncharacterized. The transcript is spliced from 3 exons. The record is from RefSeq and is a predicted model, not a curated record. The coding region runs from base 36 to 374 and encodes 112 amino acids. NCBI's taxonomy places the organism in Eukaryota, Viridiplantae, Streptophyta, Magnoliopsida, Asparagales, Asparagaceae.